AUGUUGACCCGGCUGAACACAAAAUCAGAGAGGAAGCUUGCAAAACAAAUUUGCAAAGUUGUAUUGGAUCAUUUUGAAAAACAGUAUUCCAAAGAACUUGGAGAUGCCUGGAAUACAAUAAGGGAUAUACUAAUAACACCAUCAUGCUGGCAAUAUGCUGUCCUUCUUAACCGAUUCAAUUAUUCUUUUGAACUGGAAAAAGAUUUACGUUUAAAGGGCUAUCACACACUCUUUCAAGGAUCUUUACCCUGCAAUCCCAAAUCAAUGAAGUGUUACCUUAGUAAAACUCCAGACAGAAUGCCUUCAGAAAGACACCAAAUUGGAAAUCUAAAAAAAUACUAUCUCCUGAAUGCCGCCUCUCUUCUCCCAGUAUUGGCUCUGGAGUUAAGAGAUGGGGAGAAGGUUCUGGAUCUGUGUGCAGCUCCUGGAGGCAAAUCAAUAGCUCUGCUGCAGUGCGCUUAUCCAGGUUAUCUUCACUGUAAUGAACAUGAUAGUCUGAGAUUGAGGUGGCUGAGACAGACGUUAGAAUCAUUCAUCCCGCAGCCUUUGGUAAAUGUAAUUAAAGUGUCUGAAUUGGAUGGCAGAGAAAUGGGAGAUGCCCAGCCUGAAAUGUUUGACAAGGUGUUAGUUGAUGCUCCGUGUUCAAAUGAUCGAAAUUGGUUGUUCUCUUCUGAUUCUCAGAAGGCAGCCUGGAGGAUAAGCCAAAGGAGCAAUUUGCCUGUUCUGCAGAUAGAACUCUUGAGGUCUGCAAUUAAGGCCUUACGUCCUGGAGGGUUACUUGUGUACUCUACAUGCACACUUUCCAAGGCAGAAAAUCAAGAUGUCAUCAGUGAAAUUUUAAACUCCUACAGUAACAUCAUGCCCGUGGACAUUAAGGAAAUGGCAAGGACUUGCUCCCAAGACUUCACAUUUGCUCCCACUGGCCAGGAAUGUGGACUCUUGGUGAUACCAGAUAAGGGCAAAGCCUGGGGCCCAAUGUAUGUGGCCAAAUUGAAAAAAUCAUGGACUACGUGA
Molecule: messenger RNA, 1014 nt
Organism: Puma concolor (puma)
Lineage: Eukaryota; Metazoa; Chordata; Mammalia; Carnivora; Felidae
Gene: NSUN3
Product: NOP2/Sun RNA methyltransferase 3
Biological process (GO): rRNA methylation
Cellular component (GO): mitochondrial large ribosomal subunit
Molecular function (GO): RNA methyltransferase activity
Source: RefSeq, a predicted model, not a curated record